Molecule: messenger RNA, 2391 nt
Organism: Seriola aureovittata
Lineage: Eukaryota; Metazoa; Chordata; Actinopteri; Carangiformes; Carangidae
Product: saccharopine dehydrogenase-like oxidoreductase
Exons: 12
Coding region: 44-1480 (478 amino acids)
Biological process (GO): glycolipid biosynthetic process
Cellular component (GO): plasma membrane; mitochondrion; lipid droplet
Source: RefSeq, a predicted model, not a curated record
GUAGCGUUGCUAGGCGGCGGGACCUUGAACUUAAACGUAAACAAUGGCGGCCGCAACCUCUGACAGACCGUACCACAUUAUCAUUUUCGGUGCCACAGGGUUCACAGGGCAGUUUGUUGUUGAGGAAGUCGCGCGAUGUGCCGCCGAGACACCCGGGGACAGCUCUCUGAAAUGGGCCGUGGCCGGGAGAAGCAGACAGCGUCUGGAAGCAGUGCUGGAAAAAGCCGCAGGGAGGCUGUCUAUGCCCGAGUUAAGGACAGACACUGAGAUCAUUGUUGCAGAUGUGUCUAUUGAGGAAUCACUGGCCAUCAUGUGCCAACAAGGUGUGGUCAUUCUCAACUGUGUUGGACCAUACAGAUUUUACGGCGAACCAGUGGUGAAAGCUUGCAUAGAAAAUGGAGCUCACUAUGUAGACAUCUGUGGGGAGCCUCAGUUCCUAGAACGCAUGCAGCUGGAGUAUCACACUAACGCCUUGGACAGAGGAGUGUAUGUGAUUGGCAGCUGUGGCUUCGACUCCAUACCGGCAGACCUGGGUAUUCUCUACACACAGAGGCAGUUCAAAGGAACACUGACAGCUGUGGAGAGCUUCCUGAAAAUAAGCAGUGGGCCUGAGGGGUCGUCCGGUCAUGAUGCCACUUGGCAGUCUGCUGUGUAUGGCUUCGCAGAUAGUGGCUCUCUGCGCCAGCUGAGGAAGAAGUUUGGCCACAAGCCGCUGCCAGUGGUGGGAGCCAAAGUCAAAAAGAGGGGUUUUGUGUUUUUCAGCAAGGAGAUUGAGCAGUACGCCAUUCCGUUUAUGGGUUCUGAUCCAUCAGUAGUCAAGAGAACCCAGCGUUUCCUUUACGAGGAGGAACACCAGUCGCCACUUACCGCUUCCCCUUCAUCUCUCAUUUUCCCCUCACCUGCAACUGUUAUCUGCGUCCCCUUAUCUGUUCCCCUCCCUGUCACAGUUCAUUACCCUUUUGUAUAUCAAACACGUUCUCCUUCUCCCCCUGCCUCUCUCUGCCCACAGGUCCAGUACAGUGCGUACGUUGGGGUCGGCGGCCUCUUUUCCAUCGCCAAGUUCUUCUGUGGCGGCGUACUCUUCUGGGUCAUGGUUAAAUUCAGCCUGGGCAGGAAACUCCUCACCAUGUUUCCAUCAUUCUUCUCCUUUGGCUUGUUUAGCAAAGCUGGUCCAACCAUGAAGCAGAUCGAAGACACCUGUUUCAGCCUGACGUUCUUUGGGGAGGGAUACUCGGAGGGCACGGACCCCUCACAGGGGCGACCCAACGCUAAGAUCUGCACUCAGGUUGUUGGAGCAGAGCCCGGUUAUGUAGCCACAGUGUCUGCUAUGGUGCAAGCAGCUGUAACCAUGCUGAAUGAAUUGCACUCUCUUCCCAGGAGGGGAGGUGUCUACACGCCAGGAGCCGCCUUCUAUAAAACCAGUCUCAUCGACCGCCUCCAGAACCACAGCAUCAAGUUCUCGGUCAGAAACUACCAGUAGCCCUUCAACAGUAACCAUCAAAGGUCAAACCACUUUCCAGUUAAAGUAUAUUGUAUUUAUACUGAUGCCAACCUUUCAUCCAGUGAACAUGAAGACUUUUUACUGAUUGUCAUUGUCAGUUUAGUAACGUCACUCUGAGAGCUGUGAUUCAUCAGAUGGUGCAGAGUGUUGCGGCUGUAGUUAACAGAGCCACUGGUGCAGGGAGAGUUGCGUUGUGUUUCUCAAGGACACUUGAGAAACCGUGUACAAACCGACUGCCACCCACUGAGGCCAGCUGUGCCUUUGCUAAACUCCUUCCCCUCUUUGUUUUCCCCUGCAAAGAAGGACCUGUUGUUUUCAGUUUCAACUUGAGAAAGUUUCCUCUCAGCACCCUGAGGACGGAUAACACUCUGCUGCUGGUUACACAUUGUUAUCUCUACGUUCUGUAAACACUGAUGUCGUUUACUGAUACAAAUGUUAACUGCACUUGUGAAAAUAAGCAAACCUGGUUUAAUCAAACUUUAUGAAGAUCAUUAAUAAUCAUAGACAACAUGUCUAUGAUUAUUUUAGACUACAUGCAGAUUUGUACAAAUGUUGUAAAAUGAAAAACACUAAAUUUGAGAUUGAACACAAUCUAGAGCAAAAACUUGAAAAGAUUGUUUACAGUAAAUAUUUUACCAAAUGUUUGUGCAAUUAUAAAUUUUUAAUGUAGUCUUCAAUCAAAAAUGUUAUACUUUGGUGGAGUAAUGUACUUAUUUUAUUUUGUGUUAACAUAUGUGAUUGUUGUUUGAUCCCUUUCAACAAUCGUCAUUUUUGUCAUGUAUGUGAAAAGAGAGUGAAAUACAUUUAAUGUAAUGUCUGUUUUGUGACCCCUGCUUUAUUUCAGAUUAAAGCUCUAAUCUGAAUUGGUGCACAGCACCACUACUUGACAA